Tyto alba (common barn owl) is the source of this 3360-nucleotide messenger RNA. It is a transcript of the gene PLPP3, whose product is annotated as phospholipid phosphatase 3. Bases 652 to 1593 code for a protein of 313 amino acids. Gene Ontology annotation, molecular function: phosphatidate phosphatase activity. Gene Ontology annotation, biological process: phospholipid metabolic process; canonical Wnt signaling pathway; phospholipid dephosphorylation. The transcript has 6 exons. The record is from RefSeq and is a predicted model, not a curated record. NCBI's taxonomy places the organism in Eukaryota, Metazoa, Chordata, Aves, Strigiformes, Tytonidae.
UUUUUUUUUUUUUUUUUUCCUAAGGGGUGGAAAGGACCUCGCGAAAUAAAAGUGCAGAAACAAGCCGGUGGCUCCCAGAGCGGCCGGGGCGGGCGCGGCGGGAGCCCCCAACGCAGCGCAGCGCGGAACCGAGCGCGGAGCCCACCUGCCCCCGGGAGUCAGCACCGCCCGGCUCCUCGCUCCGCACCUUUUCCCCCCGCGUACUGAGAUCUUUGAAACUUUGAUCCAUAUAGCUUUUUUUUUUUUUUUUUUUCUUUCUCCCUCCCCUCUAUUUUUCCUCCAGGACUUUUCCACCGCCUUGGGACACCCGCAAACUUCUCCCUCGCUCCCCCCUUCCCUCCCGCCCCUCUUUUGCUGGUGGUUUUGUGCUUGUUUUGUUUUUGUUUUGCCCCCCUUUUUUUUUUUUUUUUUUUUUUUUUUUUUUUUUUUUUUUUUUUUUUCAAAUUGUUGGAAGACCCGCCUGCCUUUCGCCUCCCGUGCCCCACCGGAGAGGCCGGGAGCGGCUCCGGCAGGGCGGGCAGCACCUCCCCGGCGCACCGCGUGUGAGCCCGGCGGCCCGGCCCGGCUCGGCUCGGCUCGGCCCGGCUCGGCUCGGCUCGGCUCGGCCCGGCCCGGCUCGGCACGGCUCGGCUCGGGCGCUCGCCCCCGAUAAUGCAGAGCUACAAGUACGAUAAGGCGAUCCCGCCGGAGAGCAAGAAUGGGGGCAGCCCGGCGCUGAACAACAACCCGGCCAAGAGCAGCAGCAAGAAAGCCCUGCUCAUCUGCCUCGACUUCCUCUGCCUCGUCAUGGCUGGGUUGCCCUUCCUCAUCAUUGAAACGAGCACAAUCCAGCCCUACCAGCGGGGCUUCUACUGUGACGAUGACAGCAUCAGGUACCCGCUGAAGACGAUGGAGACGAUCAACGACGCGGUGCUGUGUGCUGCGGGCAUCCUCAUCGCCAUCCUCGCUAUUAUAACGGGAGAGCUCUACCGCAUCCACUACCUGAAGGAGAAAUCGCGCUCCUUUAUCCAGAACCCCUACGUGGCAGCACUCUACAAGCAGGUGGGCUGCUUUGUUUUCGGCUGUGCCAUCAGCCAGUCCUUCACAGACAUUGCCAAAGUGUCCGUCGGGCGCUUGCGGCCGCAUUUCCUGGAAGUUUGCGAUUUGGAUUUCUCCACCAUCAACUGCGCUAAGGGAGUUUACAUCCAAAACUACACCUGCAGGGGAAGCGACAGCAAGGUCCAGGAAGCCAGGAAAUCCUUCUUCUCCGGACACGCGUCCUUCUCCCUCUACACCAUGCUGUAUUUGGUGUUUUAUCUGCAGGCCAGAUUCACGUGGAAGGGAGCCCGCCUGCUCCGUCCCCUCCUCCAGUUCACCCUCAUCAUGAUGGCGUUUUACACCGGCCUGUCCCGCGUGUCGGACCACAAGCAUCACCCCACCGACGUGCUGGCGGGCUUUGCGCAGGGGGCCCUGGUGGCUUACUGCGUGGUGUUUUACGUCUCAGAUCUCUUCAAGCCCAAGACAAAGACUUGCCUGCCUCCACCACCCAUCCGGAAAGAGAUCCUUUCACCUGUGGACAUCAUUGAGCGGAAUAACCAUCACAACAUGGUGUAGACCUUUGAGAAAUUGGAUGGGUGUUGUAUUUUAUUUUAGAUUUAUUAUUUUUUUUUUUUUUGCAAAAAAAGACUGCUGACAGCAACUACCUGCUGCUCUCAAAUCUCAUCAGACAGUAGAAUGUAGGGAGAGACUUUCUUGCCCGACAGUAAAGUCUUACUCUGUGGUCUUUUCAACUUGUGACAUUUGGAUGAAAGGGGUGGUGGUCGACUAAGUCAAAAGUGACAAUGAGAAAGAAAAGAAACAAAAUACAAAAGCCGAACAGAGAGAGGUGCCGGAGUUCUGGAUGUGCAAUUGGUUUGAGUGUUCAUGUUGUAGUGAACGCCAAAUUGUUCAUAGCCUAAUGAACACUAAGGGAUUUUCGGAAAGCUGGCCAUCUUAGGCUUUUUUACUAUGAAGAUUUCCAAUGCCUGCGAGGAGAGAGAAAAAAAAAAAAAAAAAAGACAACUCACGAUUAAAUUGUAUAGCACUAUAUAUGAGAAACAGCACUGAGUCAAGAUCUGGGAUUGGUUUCUAAGAGUUGCUUUUUCUCUUUUUGAUACUAGUUUAUUUUUGCCUCCUCUAUUCCAUACUGUGACUUAGUUUAGAAGAAGCUUGCCCAGUCAAAGAUCUCCGAAGGGUCUCUGUUCACACUACACGCCUUUAACGAGCAGUCCUGAGAUGCGCCGUGAGGCUGAAUAACUCCAUCCUCCGCGCAGAGAAGCCACAUUUCUUCCUCUCCGCUCACUCCCUGCCGAGGCUUUGUCCUGUCUGAGCCCCCAGGCGUGUGCAGCACCCACAAAUGGCCCUUCCUGAAAAGAGCAUCCUCUGCUUCCCCCAGCCCCUUACCCCCUCACACGGAAAAAAUUCACAGCAGAUUCCCUGUGCACCCACGGUAGCUGGCGGUUUGCACGUGGGUAGCGGCGGCUCUGCCGAAGACGCGUUCGCACUACGUCCUCGGGGCUGAGUCCCGGGGAAACUUUUACUCUGCAGUUUCGGGACGGGCUGCUGGGCGGCACGUCCCAGCCUGGGUGUCAGUUGGUUUGUGCAUCCCCCCUCCCCUCCUCCUCCUCCUCCCUUGGGCACCCCGGUGUGUGCCACGGCAGGUACCAGGUCCUGUGCUCCGCUCGGUGACACCUAUAUUGAGUGUGAUUUGGUUUUUGUUUUUUGGGGUUUUUUUGUUUUGAUUUUUUUUUGUUGUUUGGUUUGUUUUGUUUUGUUUUUUUUUAAUUUUUAUUUUUUUGCCCGGAAACCACAGGUUCUUGGUUUGCAGCCCUUUCACAGAGCGCGUUUGCAAAGGGAUCCCGUAAAGCAUGCAGAACGGCCAUUUGCACAUCCUUCUUACAGAAUCCGUCCUAUCAUUUCAACUAUAGCAAGCUAUGAUUUUUUUUAUAUAUAAAUAUUAUAUAAAUAAUGUAUAAAACCUUAAAAAUUAACUAUGUAAAAUAUUAUUUCUGAAACAAUUUUAGAUAUAUCCACUAUGACUAUAAACUGUGUCCUGACCUGUGUUAUUUACAUUUUGCUGCUUAAAAAAGCAUUGAAUUAAUUUUUUUAUAGUCGACUAAAAUAUUGUAGUUCUGUGGUAGUAAUAUUUUAAUGAAAAUAACUACAAUUAGAGACAUUUGUAUAAAAAAAAACAUAUUAAAUUGUCUGUAUUUUUGUAAUGUUCCAUUUUGUAAAGAGAAGAAUAUUCAAAGACUUUUGUAGAAUACAAAAUUGAAGUUUGUAUCUGCGAAAUUAUUGCUGUAUAAAUGUGCUUUUUAAAUAAAAGCUCAUAACACAACUAAA